AUGGAUCCUUUAUACUUUUCCAAUGCAUUUAACAUGGACUCAGGUUCCAGUGAUUUGAACUCCUCGCUGCUGACAAAUACAACAGAGAAUGGGACGCUCUCAGAGCAGCUCCCAUUCAAAUACAUCCACAAAGUCCUGAUUCCCAUCUUUUACAUCCUCGUAUGUGCAGUUGGACUCAGUGGCAACACAUUGGUCAUUUACGUGGUUUUGCGUUAUGCCAAGAUGAAAACUGUCACCAACAUUUACAUCUUGAAUUUGGCUGUUGCUGAUGUACUCUUCAUGCUGGGCCUGCCCUUCCUGGCCACCCAGAAUGCCAUCUCCUACUGGCCUUUUGGCUCCUUUCUGUGCAGGCUGGUUAUGACCGUAGAUGGUAUUAACCAAUUCACAAGUAUUUUCUGUUUGACUGUGAUGAGCAUGGACCGCUACUUGGCAGUAGUUCAUCCCAUUAAAUCAACUAAGUGGAGACGUCCCAGGGUGGCCAAACUCAUCAGUAUGACUGUCUGGACGUUCUCAUUCCUGGUGGUGCUUCCAGUCUUCAUCUUUUCAGAUGUGCAGGAAGACUUUCACACCUGCAACAUGAACUGGCCAGAGCCUGUCAACAUCUGGUCUGCAGCGUUCAUCAUUUACACGUCGGUCCUUGGGUUCUUCGGUCCUUUGUUGGUGAUCUGUCUGUGCUACUUGUUGAUUGUGAUUAAAGUCAAGUCUUCAGGGAUUCGUGUUGGGUCUACAAGGCGCAGGAGAUCAGAGAGGAAAGUGACCAGGAUGGUGGUGAUCAUUGUGGUUGUCUUUGUGUUCUGCUGGCUCCCAUUUUACAUGAUGAACAUUGUCAAUUUGAUAUUUAUACUGCCAGAAGACCCUGUGCUGGUGGGGGUGUAUUUCUUCGUGGUGGUCCUGUCCUAUGCGAACAGCUGUGCCAACCCUAUUCUUUAUGGAUUUCUUUCUGACAACUUCAAGCAGAGUUUUCAGAAAGUCCUUUGCCUCCGGAAGGGCAAUGGCGUAGAGGAUGGAGAUCCCAUUGAACAUAGGCAAGAGAACAGCAGUCGCUUGCAGGAAUCAAUGUUAACCCAGAGGAAUAUUGAAUUCAAUGGACACAUGCAGACUAGCAAGGUGUGAGGGCAUGGUCUGGGACUGCCAAGAACUUGUAGACCUGGAGAACUUGAGACUUAAGGGAAGGAUCAAAUCACAACUAAAAUCUGGAGGCCCACCAGCUCCAAUUAAUGUACAGAAUUUUCUUUUCGCUCCCUUCCAUUUCACAGCUAAAAGUGCUCUGGGUUAUACUGAGCUGUGUGAAGUUCUUGUGGUGUUUUAA
This is a messenger RNA of Phasianus colchicus (ring-necked pheasant), 1309 nucleotides long. It is a transcript of the gene SSTR5, whose product is annotated as somatostatin receptor 5. NCBI's taxonomy places the organism in Eukaryota, Metazoa, Chordata, Aves, Galliformes, Phasianidae. The record is from RefSeq and is a predicted model, not a curated record. Gene Ontology annotation, biological process: regulation of insulin secretion; neuropeptide signaling pathway; cellular response to glucocorticoid stimulus. Gene Ontology annotation, cellular component: plasma membrane; neuron projection. Gene Ontology annotation, molecular function: neuropeptide binding; somatostatin receptor activity.